Messenger RNA from Paramuricea clavata, 7718 nucleotides. Lineage: Eukaryota; Metazoa; Cnidaria; Anthozoa; Malacalcyonacea; Plexauridae. The record is from the annotation of a GenBank genome assembly.
AUGGCUCAAAAACAUUGGAAAACUGCUGGAGUAGUUUCUCUUAUAGGAUUUUUAUGUUAUAUUAAUUCCUUAGAGGGCGAUUUUGUCUAUGAUGAUAGGUAAGGCUGAUAGCGCAUUAGCGCUUCGAGUCACGAACUCGAUGGAGAAAAUUGUAGCAAAUAAAAUUAUUUAUAAUUUAUAAAUAACUAUUGUCAACCAAUAUACUGUAUAUCACAUUAAAUGUGAUAUUAACGUUCAGUAUGAGUUAUAUUUGCCAUGUAUAGCGUUAUUCAAUCAAGUGUGAAAUAUACUGUGUGUGUUAACUGCCUUUGUCUCGGGCUGUGUGCUUACAUUGUUCAUUGUUUAAUACUGCAAAACUUUAUAUAGAAAUAAUAGAGUAUUUUUAUUUGCAUUACUUAAUAUCGGUUUGCAAUAUAUCUGAUAUUUCAAUUUCUGUUCUAAAAGUUUGUUCUUUAUUACAUGAAUUUGUGAGGCUUAUAUUCUUUUUGUGUAAUUAUUUUAGGUCGGAUAUUAGGCACAGCUCAGGCAAUGACCACCUGUUCAGCUCAUUUAGAUCAUGAAUAAUAAAAUAUCAACAUGUUGUAGGGCAUAUUUGGUUAUAGAUACAUGUCUUGCUGUUCAUCAAUGCCUGAACCUAUCUGUAAUCCUAACAAAAUCCUAAGCAAUAAGCAGCAUGGCACAAAUCCAUACCUCAAACUGGCAUUAAGCUCAUUGAAGCCGAUUGCUUUCAUGCAGACAACAGGAGCAACAAGCCUCUCUGAACAAUGCAUGGGCAACAACACUCAAAGGAGCCAAUUUAUAAGAUUGCGGUGUUCCUUAUAAGGUGCACUGCCUCUCUUUUCCACAUACUUCACAGGUGCAUGCCAGAAAUUCUCCCUAGUUGCAUCACCUUGUACGAGCAGAAACAAUUUCGUUAUGAGCUCAGCAACAUUGUAAACUAAGAAUGCCAGGUAAAAUGACCCAAGAGACACAUGAAUUGGAGGCUAAGACAGCCUCAGACAGACCAACUAUUAAAGUAUAAUCUAUAUUAACUAUUGUUGCCCCAUAACGUUACAAGCUAUUGUUAAAUUUUUUUCAGAUAAAUCAUGAAAGGAACUUAAUUGUUUAUACUGUCGGAAGCAAAAUAUUAUUUGUGCAUUUUUUAAUUUAGCCGAGCAAUUGUGGAAAAUACAGACAUUUUACCAAACACGCCUUGGUCAAAUCUUUUGAAAAAUGACUUCUGGGGGACGCCAUUAAAACACAGUGGUAGUCAUCGAUCAUAUCGUCCUGUGUGCAUCGCUUCAUUCCGUCUUAACUAUUAUAUUGCUGGUCUCAAACCAUGGGGCUACCAUCUGGUUAAUGUUCUACUCCAUUGUGUUGUCAGUCUGAUGGUCGUCCUUGUAGCACAUAUUGUUUUUAAAGAAAAUAUUACAGUUUCUGUUGCAGGAGUCUUGUUUGCUGUUCAUCCAAUUCACACUGGUAAUAAUAUUUAAAAUCAAUAUUUGUAUCAUAUUGUACCGUAUGCAAUUUUCAAGGCUCAUUUAACACUAGUUUAAAUAAAAUAAACUUAAUUUACCCAUUAACGCACAAUUAGACUCACCUCUUGAGGUUAAACUGAAAAUGUUAAACUGAAAAUGACGUUAAUAAAGUGGGCUGCAUUGCAGGUUAAUUAUAAAUCAUGCAAUAAAAUAAUUGAACUGAUAUUACUUAGUAGAUACAUAACAUAUUCCUAAAUGCUAUUCAAAACUUGAGUCAGGAGAUACUACUGUUGGUACUGUUCAAUUUUGGAAGUGAAGAUAGUACUGUAUGUACUGUUCAAUUUUGAGAUGAAGGCUAGAAUACACAUAUAUUUCAAAAUGUUGUGAAAAACGGCCGAAUGAAUAAAAUGCUGCGAGGUCACCAUAUUCGUGAAAUGGGCAUACGAGAAUAUUCCAAAAAUCAAAAUUAAUUGUAAUGUCACGUAAUUUUAAAUUUGUCUCUUUUGGCUCACACACUCUGAAACUCUAAAAUCAAGUAAAAGUAAACAUUUCAUCUCUAAGAGCCGAUUUACAUAAAGCAACUUUUGCCUAAAGGCCCACACAACCGGACGCGAUUCGGCAACGCGACGCGAAUUUUCAGUUUUCAAAACCAAAUAAACGGAUACAAAUUUUACAAGAUAUGCAGACCAAAUAGAUAAAAUUGCUUCGUGGUUUCUAAUAUUUGAAAAACAUUGAAAAAUAUUAAAGUUAAAUGUCAUUGAAAACUGAAAAGUCGCGUUGCCAAAUCGCGUCCGGUCUGUAUGGGCCUUAAAACUGUCGCAUACAACCUGCUUACAACUUGAGUUGUACUCUGCAAAUCAAGCACACAACUCGCCUAUAUACGUUGACGUAGAUGAGUUGUGUGCUUGAUUUACACAGUACAACAGUACAAGUUGUACGAAGGUUGCAUGCGACAGUUUUAGGCAAAAGUUGUGUACUAUAAAACAGCGUUAAUAUUUCCGUCUUAAAAUGCACCUCAGAGGUAUUUUGCAAAUUUUAAAGUCUAACGUCAGCUAGCGCGUGACAUUCUUGGUGCAUUACGCAAAAUUGAAGAAGGCAUAUUUGUAAAUUAUAGUAACCAAAAAUGCUUUUUAUUAUAUAAAGUAUAGUGCUUUAUGUACUAUUUAAAAAACGAGCGGGAGUGUUUUAUUAGGUUUAAAGCCACGAGCGCGCAGCGCGAGUGGCUUUAGACCUGAAACACGACCCGCGAGUUUUUUAAAUGACUUCAAAAACGUAUGCAUAAUAAGUCAAAUCUUUAUAUAAAAAUCUUUAUAUAAAAAUCUUUAUAUAAAAACCUUUAUAUAGUUUGCAUAACAAUGGUCUUUUGUUAAAGUGUUCUUUAGCUGGUAUAAAAACGUAUGCACGUGACUAAUUUCUUACUCAAGAUUGGAUAAUUGCUUCAUGAAUUAUUAAUGAGUUUUUGAAAGAGAUUUCGAGCACUGAUAAAAGUGAUAAUCUCACAUGUGAGAUUAUUCAUGAUAAUCUCACAUGUGAAAAUUAUCGCUUUUCUGUAAAAAAUAUCGCUUUUCAAAGACUGUCCUUUAUAUGAUAAACAGAAAAAUACAUGGGUGCUUGGAAAUACCAGAUUGGUCCAUUGUGAGGUCCAUAUCCGUACUACGCGAAGCGUGAGUUGCAAUGCGAUAUGUCAUUGUCAGAAUAAAUACUUUCAGAGGCAGUUGCUGGGUUGGUUGGUCGAGCCGAUGUUGGUGCGGGACUCUUUUACCUUGCUUCUUGGUUAAGUUAUCAUAAUGGAUGCCCCAACAGUGAUACCACCACCACAAGAUGGUCAUGGAUGUUCCUGAGUAUGGUGUUUGCAGCUCUCAGUAUGUUCACUAAGGAACAAGGAUUAACUGUGAUUGGCGUUUGCCUACUUUAUGACGUCAUUAUUAUAUCACGAAUACGGAUGAAGGAUUUCCCUCUGUCUAUGAAAAAGGUGAAAUAAAAUGUUUACAUAAUACACGACACAACACAACACUGGUCAAUUCAAGUCUGGAGAGAAGGAACUCGUUAAACUGUAAAAUAAGUCAUUUCACACAACUUUUCUUUAUCUUUUUUCGUUUUUGAGAUAUUUUAAAGCCCAAUAAUUGUUUUUGUUUGUGGAACCACCACGUAAAUUUAUUACUGCAAAGCUUUCGAUCCGUAAGCCCGGAUCUUCAUCAGUGCUAAUAAUAUAUAUAUACAUAUUAUUAGCACUGAUGAAGAUCCGGGCUUACGGAUCGAAAGCUUUGCAGUAAUAAAUUUACGUGGUGUUUCCACAAACAAAAACAAUUAUAUUUUAUCGCCAUGCAAACAUUCAAAGAACUUAUUUUAAAGCCCGUCCACACUUGCAAUUUUUGCUGCGAUUUCUAGUGCGAUUUUCUUCUUUUGAUGUAUGUGAACGAGUAGAUAAGUUAUGAAUGUUCCGAGUAUAUGUCUCACUGAUGUACCCUCAUCUGAACAUUCAUAAUUCAUCCACUUGUUCGCAUCCAUCAGGGGCCGGUUGUAUCAAGCCCGUUUAGCUUAAACGGUGGUUAAGCUCAAAAUAGAAAGCAAGUCUAUAGAUAUAUUCAGCAACCAAACUAAAAGUUUUGAACCUUAAUAGAACGAUAAUGUUUACAACUACAUAUUCAGUGCAGAAUAUUUAAGUUGACUGAUUCACGAGAGAGAAAAAAGUGUUAUUUAAUUUUGACUUAUCCACCGUUCAAGCUAAACGGGCUUGAUACAACCGGCCCCAGAAGAAGAAAAUCGCGGCAGAUAUUGCAAGUGUAAAGCUACGUUUACACGCUGCGAUUUGUCGGGCCGAUUUUGGUAAAUAAUCGAUACCCCCUCUUCGACAUUUAGCGAUUUAAACGUUCAGUUGAAGCUGUCCGCUCUCUCGCCUGUUUAUAUUAUAGUUUUCUGCGUGCGAAAAGUUUUCAACAAUUUUACAACGGAAGAAAAAUGGGAAGAAAAAUCUGUGUUUUGUUACAGAUUUUUCUCCCGAUUUUGUGAAUCGCAAGGUGCUGACGCGAGUACUCACGACAGUUUAUUUACAUACAGCGAGUAAAAUCGGCCCGACAAAUCGCAGCGUGUAAACGUACCUUAAACGGACCUCAAAGUUGUUUAAUAUGCAAAUGAAACAAAUCUAUGACGUCACAAGCUGGUAAAAUAUUUUCAAAGGCUAUGAUUACGAUUAGUAUCGAGAUACAUUUCACUACACUUUACAUGACGAAUCUUGGAACACGAGCGGAGCCGCUGAGCGAAGGUGCGGAGGAGAGAGCGCCAACGCCUUUAUGCUCACUGUUCAAAAUAGAUGAAAUCAUUUAAGUCUGUAUCAAUGAUUCCAUUGACUAAUAUCUGCCAAACAAAAAUACGAAGUUUUUUAGUCUUGUGGACUGUCAAAGAGUUACCCAGCUUGUGACGACAUCUUAUUUACACAUCAAAUAAAUUGAAAUAUCUUCUAACCAAAGAAAGAUAUAAACAUUUUCUAAGACGACUUAUUCUACAGUUUAAGGAGUUCUUUCAAUCUAAACAUAUUUAAAUUUUGUUGCCCAUAUAUUCUUUAACUUUGAUUUCAGGCAAAAGAAAAUGGACUUAUCCUAAGAAUCGCUGUACUUUUCACAACAGCUAGUAUCCUUCUGACGACUAGAAUGAUAUUAAUGAACAAUACUCCGCCAUCGUUUUCAAAAUCUGAUAACCCGGCGGCAAAUUCUGACAGCUUUAUAACAAGAACCCUAACGUUUUUAUAUCUUCCCGCCAUGAAUUUCUGGCUUUUAGUAUUUCCACAUACACUUUGCUUUGACUGGUCGAUGACAAGUAUUCCUUUGGUAGAAAGUUUAAACGACAUUAGAAAUCUGUUCUCGUUUGUUUUUUACGUGUCUUUUGUACUUUUUAUAACGCUCUGUCUCAAAGGUGUUUUACGACAAGAGAGUAAGACUGAAUUUGUAGUAAAACCAACAUCAAAAAACUUUAAAAACAACAUGAAAAAGUUUGGUGUAAGGAACAGAAGAAUCUUGCGAAAAACGAAUGGAAAUGUUGGACAUUCGUCUUUGAACAAUAGUUUAUCGAAUAACACAGUAAAAACUGGAGGAAAAAUAGACAAGAAUGAAGAUGUUAUUCAGACAAACAGUGUAAAAAGGAACAACUGUGCACUUGAUACGAACGAAAGAGCAGUUUUAUCACUGGCAUUCUUAGUGCUGCCUUUCAUCCCAGCAACAAACUUGUUCUUUUACGUCGGCUUUGUCAUUGCCGAACGUGUCUUGUAUAUCCCUAGUAUAGGCUUUUGUUUAUUAUUUGCGUACGGUUUUAGCAUGUUUUGGAAAUCUGGUGGAAAAUUUCUAAAACUUCUCCUUGCAAUGAUCACGUGCGUGUACCUCGUGUUGUUGUCGGCACGGACAGUUCGGAGGAACAUCGACUGGCGGUCGGACGAGAAUCUAUAUCGUUCGGGGAUUGCAGUAAACCCGAGCAAAGCUUGGAGUAACCUUGGUAAUAUCUUAAAACAACAAGGUAAAAUCACAGAGGCUGAAAAAGCGUAUAAGAAAUCUAUUGAACACAAGUGGAGUGCAGAUACUUGGUAUAAUUUAGGUUUAUUGUACCAGGGGCAGAAACAGUUCAGCGAAAGUGUGAAAUGUUAUGAACAAGCGAUUGAUUUGAGACCAAGGUUUGUGUUACCGUAUCUAAAUUUGGGAGUAGUUAUGGAAAACUUGAAGUACAAGGAAAAUGCUUUAGAUAUUUUAACUCAAGCAACAAAACUAAAUGGAGAAGGUAAUGAUUAUUGAUGCAGUUGAACUACUCGAAUACGAACACCAAGGGGCAGAAAUUCGUAAUAUAGAAAGUUGAUCAUAUUUAAGAGGUGUGCAUAUUGGAGAGGUGCUCAUAUGUUAGAGAGCUGAUUGUAUUAGAGAGGCGUCCGUAUUAGGGAGGUGUCCGUAUUAGAGGGGUUCCGUAUUAGAGAGGUGUCUGUAUUAGAGAGGUGUCUGUAUUAGAGAGGUGCCCGUAUUAGAGAGGUUCCGUAUUAGAGAAUCUGUAUUAGAGAGGUGUCUGUAUUAGAGAGGUGCCCGUAUUAGAGAGGUUCCGUAUUGGAGAAUCUGUAUUAGAGAGGUGUCUGUAUUAGAGAGGUGUCUGUAUAAGAGAGGUGCCCGUAUUAGAGAGGUUCCGUAUUAGAGAAUCUGCAUUAGAGAGGUGUCUGUAUUAGAGAGGUGUCUGUAUAAGAGAGGUGCCCGUAUUAGAGAGGUUCCGUAUUGGAGAAUCUGUAUUAGAGAGGUGUCUGUAUUUGAGAGGUGUCUGUAUUAGAGAGGUGCCCAUGUUAGAGAGGUGCCCGUAUUAGAGAGGUUCCGUAUUGGAGAAUCUGUAUUAGAGAGGUGUCUGUAUUAGAGAGGUGUCUGUAUAAGAGAGGUGCCCGUAUUAGAGAGGUUCCGUAUUAGAGAAUCUGCAUUAGAGAGGUGUCUGUAUUAGAGAGGUGUCUGUAUAAGAGAGGUGCCCGUAUUAGAGAGGUUCCGUAUUGGAGAAUCUGUAUUAGAGAGGUGUCUGUAUUUGAGAGGUGUCUGUAUUAGAGAGGUGCCCAUGUUAGAGAGGUGCCCGUAUUAGAGAGGUGCCAUAAAGGACAGGUUCGACAAGAAAUAGAGUAGAAUAGAAUAAAAUAGAACAACAAAGUAUAAUAGAACGAAAUAGAAUAGCAAAGAAUAGAUUAUAGAAGGGGAAAAAAGCAAUAACAUAGAACAGAACAAAACAAAACAAAACAAAACAAAACAAAACAAAACAAAACAAAACAGAAGGAAGAAUACAUCAUUUUAAAGUAUAAAGUCACAAAAUGGCAUCUGCUGUUUUUCAGGUCUAAAGAAUCCUAAACAGCACAGGUAUGGUGUAGCUGCAGCCAAAUAUCAUCGCGGAAGAAUAUUGGCAGAUAUGAAUCGAAUUCAUGAAGCGAUCGAAGUGUAUCGUGAGGCUGUAGAAACACGACCUGAUGAUUAUCCUCCACAUAGUUUGUACAACUUACUAGGUAUGACACAGAGCUCUAUUUGUAUAGGAGAAGCAUCGGGAAGUUGUCUGUUUUCGAACAAUUUAGAAACACUGCUUAGAACAGUGUCUUUGCAGGAUAUGUCAUAUAACAUUUUUACUCAUCCGGGUGAUUUGUGUUCUCAGCUUAUCCGUCUGAUUUCAUUUACUUAUGAUGCCAUGUGAAUUAGUUAUAUAUAAUUUUCCAGACACAGAGUGGUUUAGCUAAAUGAUAAGGCGACCGCUUAAUACGGUUCCGGCGCUGAUGCU